Messenger RNA from Coffea arabica (coffee), 2793 nucleotides. RefSeq names its product nucleobase-ascorbate transporter 12. The record is from RefSeq and is a predicted model, not a curated record. Lineage: Eukaryota; Viridiplantae; Streptophyta; Magnoliopsida; Gentianales; Rubiaceae. Gene Ontology annotation, biological process: transmembrane transport. Gene Ontology annotation, cellular component: membrane. Gene Ontology annotation, molecular function: transmembrane transporter activity.
GAUCUGCUAUUCUGUGAUUGCUAAAUUUUGCAGCCGCAUUCCGGUUAAAUUAUUGAUUUUUUAUAGAAGAUGGUGGUUUAGAAAGUUUGGAGGACCCAAUGGCGAGCUCCGACCCGAGUAAGCGACCCAGGCCCGGUCCUUGGCCGCCGGGCGCUGCUGCACCAGAAUCCGGUCCCGCAAUGCCACCUUCCUCUUGGGCGAAAAGGACCGGUUUUCGUCCUAAAUUUUCGGGGGAGACUAAUGCCACGGAUUCCGGUCCGAUUUCAGUUCAGCCGCAGCCGAAGCCUAAAGAGCCCGAACCCAAUCUCGAUCUCGAAGCGGGCCGAGUUCGGCCCACUCCAACGUCAAAUGGGGAGCUGUCUCCUGUGCCGGAAAAGCCCGGUCAGCAGAAGGAUAAGGAUAAGGUGGUGAGGAAAAGGAGGGAUUCUGAUGGAGGUGGUGGUGGUGGUGCGGGUGCGGGGGCGGGGGCUGGCAAGGGUUCGAGGCCCAAUGGGCAGGCUGCGAGUGGGGGGGAGACGGCGCAGGGGACGGGGUCGGGGAGUCGGAGGGCCACUCGGAAUGAAGAGGUGGUGGAUAUGUUGCCGCAGACUGUGGUGGAAGAUGAUGGGUUUAUUUCAAAGCAAUCACAUAUGAAGUAUGAGCUUAGAGAUUCACCUGGUCUUGUUCCUAUCGGGCUAUAUGGAUUUCAACACUAUCUUUCAAUGUUGGGGUCACUGAUACUAAUUCCUCUGGUUAUAGUUCCAGCAAUGGGCGGCAACUAUGAGGAUACGGCAAACGUGGUUUCCACUGUGCUUUUCAUUUCAGGGCUGACGACACUUCUACAUACAGCCUUUGGAUCAAGGCUGCCCCUAAUACAGGGUCCAUCUUUUGUUUAUCUUGCUCCAGCUCUAGCAAUAAUAAACUCCCCUGAGUUUUUGCGGCUGAAUGGGAAUAAUUUCAAGCAUAUUAUGAAAGAACUACAGGGGGCUAUAAUCAUUGGUUCAGCUUUCCAAACCAUCCUGGGAUAUAGUGGUCUGAUGUCAUUAUUAUUGAGAUUCAUUAAUCCAGUGGUUGUCGCCCCUACCAUUGCUGCUGUUGGACUUUCGUUCUACAGUUAUGGUUUCCCACGAGUUGGUACUUGUCUUGAGAUUGGUGCUGUGCAGAUAUUGUUAGUUGUUAUUUUUUCUCUUUACCUUCGUAAAAUAUCUGUUUUGGGUCAUCGGAUAUUUCUAAUAUAUGCAGUACCUUUGGGCCUGGCGAUUACAUGGGCCUUGGCUUUCCUUCUGACUGAAGCUGGAGUAUAUAGCUACAAAGGUUGUGAUGCGAAUAUACCAGCCUCGAACAUAAUAUCAGACCACUGCAGAAAGCAUAUUUCUAGAGUGAAGCACUGUCGAGUUGAUACAUCUCAUGCACUAAAUUCUUCUCCAUGGUUUAGAUUUCCUUACCCAUUGCAGUGGGGUACACCUGUGUUUCACUGGAAAAUGGCUCUUGUGAUGUGUGUGGUGUCCAUUAUCACAUCAGUGGAUUCGGUUGGGUCAUAUCAUGCAUCAUCCUUGUUGGUGGCAUCCCGACCUCCAACACCUGGUGUUUUAAGUCGAGGAAUUGGUCUUGAAGGCCUAACUAGUCUAUUGGCUGGUCUAUGGGGAACUGGGACUGGAUCAACCACCUUGACUGAAAAUGUGCACACAAUUGCUGUCACAAAGAUGGGCAGUCGAAGAGCGGUUCAGUUGGGUGCAGGUGUUUUAAUUGUCCUUUCCCUCAUAGGUAAAGUAGGUGGGUUUAUUGCAUCAAUUCCUGAAGUCAUGGUUGCAGCUCUCUUGUGCUUCAUGUGGGCAAUGCUUACUGCAUUAGGCUUGUCAAAUUUACGAUACAGUGAGGCAGGAAGCUCAAGGAACAUAAUCAUAGUGGGCUUGUCAUUGUUUUUCUCCCUUUCAGUGCCAGCUUACUUCCAACAGUAUGGUAUUUCUCCGAAUACCAACUUACCAGUUCCAAGUUACCUUCAACCCUACGCUGUGGCUUCUCAUGGUCCUAUCCGCACCAGAUAUGGAGGGUUAAACUACUUUGUGAACACGCUGCUUUCACUUCCCAUGGUGAUCGCAUUCUUAGUAGCUGUAAUUCUGGACAAUACUGUACCUGGAAGUCGGCAGGAACGUGGAGUGUAUGUGUGGUCCGAAGCUGAGACUGCAAGAAGAGAACCUGCUGUAGCUAAAGACUACGAGUUACCAUUUAGAGUUGGGAGAGUUUUCAGAUGGGUAAAGUGGGUUGGACUGUAGGAGGAGGAUGAUGCUAUGUUACUCUCCUUGCUACAAGUUUUGUCACACAUUGGUAGCCACCAUUUCUGGAGAGUGUGGUUGAUGUUCUGAUAUAAGCUCCUCGAAUUUGCAUGGCGAUCUAUUGAAGAGUUUUUAGUUUGCAGCGACGCGCAAAUGGGGCUUUCUGGGACUAGUGGCCUGAUAGAGAGUUAAUUUUGUGUACAUUGGAGGAUCAGAAGGAAUCUGUGUUGUAAUUUAAAGUUGUAAAAGCCCUGUAUGUAAUUUUGAGGUAAGGUCCUUGGAUGGACUUCUCCAUUUGCACAGUAGCUAGCAAUGAGAAUUUACUUCUUCAUCCAUUAUAUAAAAAAGUUUGCAUGUAAUCUUUUUUGGCUUAGCGGGGGGCUGAAUUAAUUCUUUUUUAUUUUUUUGAGAAAUUCAAAAUUUAUAAGCUGCAGUGCUUCUUGAAGCGGCUGUGUAAUUUCUUUUGUGUUUUUAUUUCGUAUUUUGAUGAGAAACUUGUUGUAAAGACUAAGGGUAUAUAUACGUAUAGAGAUGUUUUCGC